GUAUCAUAUAUCAAAAGAUCCACCCAUCUUUCAAUUUCAAUUCGUGUUCGUCAGCUUCAUAGCCAUUGAUCUCUUAGAAACUCAAGAAAAGAAUAUAACCCGAAGAUUCCAAGACCCGUAAAUGGGAAAUGCACUAACAUUCUUGUGCGGCCACUGCUGCCGGCCCUCGCCGGAGUCAGAUUCCAUCGGCCACCACGGCGUCACCGCCGCAACCGUAGGUGUUUCGGCUCUGGCCCACGAUCUCUACAACUUUGAAAUCACCAACCAGGUUCCUCAAGAACUCAGCAAGCAUGUUGUCUCGUCCAGAAAAGCUCAGGCCAACUGGUACAAGAAACUCUCCGAGGCGUGGAGAGAAACGAAACCGCCCCCUAAAACUCCGGAAGAAGCUUCAAGGCUUGUGAUUCAGACAUUGAAGAGACAUCAGAAGGCAGAUGUUGAGGGGCUAUUGGCUUUUUACGGUCUUCCUCUACCUCAUGCUUUGGUCGAACUCACUAAUGGGACUCCUCCAUCACAACCGCAAGGACUGAGAUUUGAAUUGCAUACUCUACCGGUGGAUGCAAAAGCUGUAGCAGACGGAGAUACAAUAAAUGUAUACAUAAGCACUAGGGAUCCUAGGGAGUCAUCAAAUGUUCCAAGAGAAGUUCAAGUUGCAGCUGUUGAGAGAUCCAAAGCUCGUGCUCAGAAGAAUUACAAUAAGGCAGAUGAACUUCACAGACAAAUCAUUGAUGCAGGAUACAGGGUCUUAACAGUUCAAAAUGAGGAGAUUCUUGCACGAAAAUAUCGAAUAAGAUUGAGGGGAAUUGAUGCACCAGAGAGCAAAAUGCCAUUCGGGCAGAAAGCCAAGGAAGAGUUGACUAAAAUUGUUCAGGACAAGUGUCUUAAAAUUCAGGUGUUUGAUGAAGAUCGUUACGGCCGAUGUGUAGGAGAUGUAUAUUGCAACGGCAUAUUUGUACAGGAAUCAAUGCUUAAGAAGGGGCUAGCAUGGCAUUAUAAAGCCUAUGACAAACGGCCCGAGUUGGAUAAGUGGGAGAAAGAGGCCCGAGCAAAGCGGGUCGGAUUAUGGUCAUCAUCAAACCCUGAGAUGCCAUGGGAAUGGAGAAAGGACAGACGUGAAGGCAGAUAAUCUGGACAGACAUGGUAAUCUGAAGUGGCUGUCUGCAGACAGGAACAUGACAAUUUGGUAAUGGUACUAAAGAAAAUGGAAUUAUUGACAAGGAUUCAGGUGUUUGAUCUCAAGUUUAUCUAUAAGCUUACAGAUUGUAAACUUUAUCUAUCUCCGGUGUUGAUCUGAACGGAUCUACUAAUUCUUUCAUUCCUGUUGAACAACCUAAUCCCUGACAAUUGAGGAAGAAAGCUUCUUGACUAAUCAUCCCACCUUUACAUCUUAAGGUUGUUCCUCUCCUCUCCUUUUAUUCAACGCAGUAAGAAACUAAUUUUUUUUCCACUAUCAUGGUCUCUACUCCUUUAUAUAUCAGGCAUGGAAAACCAUUGCCAUUAACUAUUAAAAAACAAGAAAGAAACAAUUACAAUUUGCAGAAGCAUGAGCAAAGCCAAGGGGAAAAAGGAACAUUUCCCUUCUCUUUCCACCCCCUUUUUGGUAUUCAGAAACAUACGCCCAAAGAACUGUGUAUAUAAACAACUCUUCAACAUAAAUCAACAAAGACAAACAAGAACACUUCGGAAGUGAAGUGCCUGGGAGAGAAAAUUCAGAAAAUGACU
Molecule: messenger RNA, 1719 nt
Organism: Sesamum indicum (sesame)
Lineage: Eukaryota; Viridiplantae; Streptophyta; Magnoliopsida; Lamiales; Pedaliaceae
Product: staphylococcal-like nuclease CAN2
Cellular component (GO): cytoplasm
Molecular function (GO): nucleic acid binding; nuclease activity
Source: RefSeq, a predicted model, not a curated record